UACAGUCGACUUGUCUCAGGGGCAAUGAAUGGAUGAGGGGUACCCUUUGAGGGCUCAAAGGAAGAGAAACGUUGAUUAGCAUUAUUGUGUGAGGCCUCAGUUCUGUUGUCAGAUGCUAGUUAGUGUGUGAACUCCUGCUGAGCCAGCUCCUUUUUUAGGAUUUGCCCCAUUGGCUGUUACUCACUGGGUUUAGGUUGUCUUCAGUUCUCCUUUUCUAAAUCUAAAUAAUUCCUUUUCUUGUCUGGUGUCUUGUGUUUGAUGCGUCUGGCCAAUUUAUGGCUAUUUAGGUUAUAAAUUCUUGGGCCUGUUAUUUCAUUGUAAGUGUGUACCAGCACAAUGAUGGCUGAUUGGGGUGCAAGGAAUAAUAAUAAUACAUUGAUCAAAGUCAGUCACCUUAGAAAGAUAAUUUAAUCUCUUAAUGUUUAUAGGAAAGACCAUCUCUGAUACACAUGCAGCUGUUUAUUAAACACACUUAAAUGCUUUGCAUUAAUUUGGACCAUUGAGGUGUGCUCUGGGCUAGUGUCCAUAGACGCCUGCUGGCAUGGGGCUCUACCCAAACUCAUGAUUUAUGUGCAUGGCCAUUUAUAUAAGAGAACCCAUUCAGACUUUCCUGUCAGAUAUGGGAAGUGCCUCUCCCAGCCAAGACCAUUUUAGCACCACUCCUUUGACCAGCUUGGCCAUGGGAAGUGAGUCCCAGCUGAGACUAGGACAGUGUGGCUCUUACUCACUCAGCCAGAGGGGAAGCGACUCCCAGCCCAGCUUAGCUCAGCCUGGGUCCUAUUGAUUUGCUUUUGGGGCAGGCAGCUUUUGGUUCAUGCUAUAAAACUGCUAUCUGAACUACUUGAGGCCCAGUUUGAGUCUCAGCUGGGGUAAUAGGCACUGACUAUACACAUGGCACAUCCAAUCCUGUAUGAGGGAGAUUGGCUAAUGUCCCUCUAGCAUCUGACCCCAUUUGGCCAUAUUUUAAAAUAUUGCCCUUUUGGUUCCAAUUCCAAUAAUUCUGUUAGAAAUAUCCUAGAGCCUGGCACUGGGUGAUUAGCAAGUGGUCCAAAAGGCCAACUUCCUGCAUGCUAAACUCCCAUAAAUCCCUGAGAUUCUGUGGCCCAGAUUCUUCCCAGUAGUAACCCUUCAAUGUGUAUGGAUUGACAGCAGAGAUGAAUUUGUAUCUGAGGCAGGACAAAGUCCCAGUUGCUUCUGGGCAGCCCUUAUCAUGGCGGCAUCUAGGGCAGGGGUUCUCAGACUGGGGGUUAAAAAGUGUUUUUAAUUUAUAAGGGGAGUUGCACACAGAGGCUUGCUAUGUGAAAAGGGUCUCUAGUACAAAAGUUUGAGAACCACUGAUCUAGGGGGACAGCAGGACAGCUCCAUGGGAGGAUGUACCUGCAGUUCUGGGAUUGUUGGGAGCUCAUUUCAUUGCAGUGAGUGCAAAUGUGUGCAAUUCACAGGUGACUGCUUCUGGGCCUUAAUUGGACAUCUUGUAAGGAACAGUCGGAGAAUAAAGAUCCUUAUCUCCUGUUCCUCCUUAUCUCUUGGAGCCUCUUGCUUUAGGAAGGGACCAAAGCAGCAAUGCACCUGAGUCUGAUAUUAUGUCUCUUCCUUUACAGGGGAAAAUGGCAGCCACUGGCCAGUCGUUAAUCCCAGCCCCGCUCACAGGGAUUCCCUUCCUAAAGGCCUCACAUUUUCAGAUAGGGUUUGACCACAGACCACAGGGAAACGUUGUUGAAUCUCCUUUCCGCACUGAUUUCCCUCCUUUAUGGGGCAGUUACAAACCAGACCCAAUUCUGCUUCCAAACUCCAAGGAUGUUUUGAAUCAGGAUAUGGAUAAAGCCAAGGAAACCUGGUCAGAAACCCACCUGGCAUUUCCAGUGAGAUCCCUGGAACCAAAGCCCAAAGUCUGUCCACCAGAAUCUCACCUCCGAAUGCAUGCAGAUUCCCAGACCAAAAUUUUCACCUCAGCUGCAAGGGAGAGCUACCCCUGGCCAGACGUGAUUCUGCAGAGACCAGCCUCCACCAGAGCUGAUUACAGUAAGGAGGAAGAUCAUUUUCCUUGUGGAGACAAAGACAAACUAAAGUUCCUGCCUUCUGUCUAUCAUUUUUCAUACCCAGCAUAUGAGAUACUCGAGCCCAUUGCCAAAGCGCCAUGUGUACAUCUGGGAGGAAUUCCCACAAUUAAAGGUGAUAGAUGCUCCUACUUUGGCACGUCUUAUCAAGCACAGUUUGAGGGUGGCUGGAUCCCUCCUGUGAAGACCUGUGGAAAGAGCAAGUCUUCCAUUGUGUUUGGAGACCCCAGGAGCAGUGUCAGCACCAGCGAGGAGAAACAUGCCUACACUCUCCAGGACACGAGGAACCGCAGAGUCUAUAACAAAGAAUGUGCUGCCUUCCAAAUACACAAGACAAACAUCACGCCAGGGGAUGGUUGCACCAGAUUCUUUACUGUGACAUUGGAGUCGUUCCCACAGCGGGAGCUAGCGCCCAUGAAAGUUACGUGUCUAAGCAAACAGACUUCAUCGAUCCCCAAAGGCGACGAAAACCUUGAGAGGGGUCGGGAGCGUGCGACCACCACCACUAGCCGAUUCUUCCACACCCAGCUUGACCUGGGGGAACAUCCACCUCAGCCAGAUGUGCCACCGUGGAGACAACAAAGCAAAGUGCCCCUGGGUGACAAACAUUUAAACGCCUGUUUCUUCAGCACGACGCAACACUCGGACUAUCAGCCACCACCCGAAAGCCAGAGGGAGACGUCCAGCAGCAAGAGCCACCAUGAGAGCCACAUGCCCUUUAAUUAUCCCACAGGUAAAGGAACUGUCACGACCACGCAAGCUAUGCUCGUCCCACACAGACAGCAGACGCUCCGGCCCUCAGAAGAGUCACUGCAGCAGAUUAAAUACUCUCACCUGGUCCCGCCAUGGCAGGGCCAGCGCUUCUUCGGGACUGAGCAUCAGGAUGAGUUCACCCCCAAGUACAGCGGCCCUGUGACUAUCUGCGGGGGGAACUUCCAAGUGAGCAGCAUCCCCCUGGGCACCCUGAAGAAGUACAACCCCCAGCGGCGGAUGGUCUUUGCAACAUAACGUGCCCCCUUCCUGUGGUGGCUCUCAAUGCCACCCGUUAGGGGCUGCCAGCAAAUAAACACCGGUACCUGG
This is a messenger RNA of Caretta caretta (loggerhead turtle), 3137 nucleotides long. It is a transcript of the gene SAXO5, whose product is annotated as stabilizer of axonemal microtubules 5. NCBI's taxonomy places the organism in Eukaryota, Metazoa, Chordata, Testudines, Cheloniidae. The record is from RefSeq and is a predicted model, not a curated record.